AUGUCGUGGUUUGGGCGAUCAGGCACAGCCACCUCGAUCGAGGAGAAGAUUGCAGAGGCAACUUCGGAGUCGAUUCCUAAUGGAGACAUUGAUUUUUCCGCAGCACUUGAGAUCAGCGAUUUGAUCCGGUCGAAGCAAGUUCCAUCGAAAGAUGCGAUGCGGGGACUCAAGAAACGGUUCAUCAACAACAAAAACCCAAACCUGCAAAAGUCGUCCCUGAAACUAAUAGAUUUCUGUAUCAAGAAUGGAGGCGAGCACUUUUUGUCGGAUAUCUCUUCCAAAGAGUUUAUAGAUGCCAUUGUUCUCACGUUGAACGACAAGAACCUGAACCAUACAGUUAAGGAAUAUUUGUUGCAACUGAUCCAGUCGUGGUCCAUCAUGUUCAGCACAAACCCUAAACUUGGAUAUGUGAACCAAGUGUACAACAGGUUACAAAAAGAGGGAUUCCAGUUUCCAAUGAUAACAGACGCCUUUGACAGCACGCUAAUUGAGUCGAAGGUGGCACCAGAAUGGGAAGAUUCCGACGCUUGCAUGUUGUGUUCUACUCUUUUUACGUUCUUGAACAGAAAGCACCACUGUCGAUCGUGUGGCGGAGUCUUUUGCGGUCAACAUUCUUCCAAGACUUGUGAGCUCCCGGAGCUCGGAAUCACCAUCCCUGUUCGUGUUUGUGAUACGUGCUACCAGGAACACAAGGAGAAGGCCAAGAAGCACAAGCGCAAAAGCAAGAACACGACUGUGCUUGAAGGCGACGAUAAGGACGACGAUCUGAGAAGAGCGAUCGAGCUCUCUUUGAAGGAGUCUGGAGUACCAAUUGACACACCUUCGUACAGCAAGAAACCUGAUCCGCAGGAAUUGCCUGUGGAUGACGACGAUGAGGAUAUGAAAGCAGCCAUUGCAGCCAGUCUUGCCGAUUUUAAAAGCCAGGAGGCCUUGAAGAGUCCGCCCGUGGAAAAGGCCGAGGUUGCUCCACAGCCAUCGGGACUUUACAGCAACUUGCUGCCAGAAAGCCAGAGCAUACAAUCUUACACCCCAAGCUACACUCCUGUUCCAGAGCCAGUCGUUGCUCCGAGCCAACUUGCUCCUAAACCACAAACCAUCGAUUUCAAUGCGAUCACUGCGGUGGAGGACCAGAACAUUGUGCUUUUUGCACAGUUGGUCCAAAACCUGAAGAACGCCAGUCCCGAGAAGAAACAGAACAUUGCCAACGACCAGGUGCUGAAGAAUCUGUCGAUGAGUAUCAACCAGAUCAAGCCGAAGUUGGACCACCAACUGAGGCAGGAGUUUGCUAAGCUCGACCGGUUCCAGGAUCUGUACUCGAAGACGUUUGCAAUUUCCAAAGUGUACGACGAGAUCCUCCAAUUGAGAGCACAGCAGACCCAGUAUGCGUACCAGACAUACCCACCACCACAGCAGUAUAGCAUGACAUCGCGCCCUGUUUACGCCUCGCCCCAGAUUCCGCCGCAGUAUUCAGGAUCCCCGGCUGUGCAGUACGCUCCGCUUCCGCAGCUCAAUAACACCGGGUCUGAGCCUCUUCCGUCAUCGCCGUCGCAAUUCUACCCUGCAUCUGCCGCUGUUCCCGAACAGGUUGCAUUGGAGCCCUCUGCGCCUGCUCCCCAGCAAGAGCUUGAGAAGCCAAAGGUCCAGGAGCCAGUCAAUUUGAUUGAUUUGUAA
Messenger RNA from Ogataea philodendri, 1671 nucleotides. RefSeq lists its product as uncharacterized. Bases 1 to 1671 code for a protein of 556 amino acids. The transcript has a single exon. Lineage: Eukaryota; Fungi; Ascomycota; Pichiomycetes; Pichiales; Pichiaceae. The record is from RefSeq and is a predicted model, not a curated record. Gene Ontology annotation, molecular function: metal ion binding; phosphatidylinositol binding; ubiquitin binding.